This is a messenger RNA of Musa acuminata AAA Group (dessert banana), 961 nucleotides long. Its product is annotated as clathrin light chain 2-like. The coding region runs from base 36 to 665 and encodes 209 amino acids. Lineage: Eukaryota; Viridiplantae; Streptophyta; Magnoliopsida; Zingiberales; Musaceae. Gene Ontology annotation, biological process: intracellular protein transport; clathrin-dependent endocytosis. Gene Ontology annotation, cellular component: plasma membrane; clathrin coat of coated pit; clathrin coat of trans-Golgi network vesicle. The record is from RefSeq and is a predicted model, not a curated record. The transcript has 2 exons. Gene Ontology annotation, molecular function: structural molecule activity; clathrin heavy chain binding.
AUUAAUAAAUGUGUUAAACAUUCAGCCAAAAUACUAUGCAACUUGAGGAGAAAGAGAGAAAGGAGAAAGAACGUCGAAAUGAGAUUAUUUCUGAAGCUGAAGAAUACAAGCGUGCUUUUUAUGAGAAGAGGAAGUUGAACUGUGAAACAAACAAGACACAGAACAGAGAAAGAGAAAAGCUAUAUUUGGCCAACCAGGAAAAGUUCCACGCAAAUGCAGAUAAACAGUAUUGGAAAGCAAUUGCGGAGCUUGUCCCUCAUGAGAUAGCCAACAUCGAAAAGAGGAGAGGAAAAAAAGAGCAGGAUAAGAAGCCUUCAAUCACUGUGAUCCAGGGUCCUAAACCUGGGAAGCCCACUGAUCUUUCCAGGAUGCGCCAGCUAUUGGUGAAGCUGAAGCAUACUCCCCCACCGCACAUGAAGCCACCACCACCACCUGCACCGGAACCAGCCAAGGAUGUCAAAGAUGGUGCUGCUGCUGCUGCUGCGGCUAAACAAACCUCAUCACCAGCCAAGGAUGCCAACGACGGUGCUGCUGCUGCAGGAAAACAACCCUCAUCACCGGCUAAGGAUGCCAAAGCUAAUGGAACCACUGCCUCACCAAAGGAAGAGAGCCCCAAGUUAGAAGAGCAAGCAGACAAAGCGCCAGCACCGACCCCCGAUGCUUGAAUCCAUAAAAUUGCAUUGACUUAACCUAUCUGGCUAGAACUGUUGAUUUCAUCCUCUAGAAUAAGGUGUCAACGUUCAAUCUGGUUCAAUCUGCUCUUAAUUCUUCCAGUUGAUGGACCCUCAUGUUAUGAUUGGGUCAUUGAAAUUUGCUUAGCAGCAUAAGAACAUUAUAUCUUUUUAUUUUACUUAACGGGUUGUAAUAUUUUUUUAUCCGUUGGACAUCUUGGGGCUGACGGGAUGCUUGAACUUUUGAUUAUUAGUUCUUGUGCCUCAAAUUGAUGGGCAUGAACUUUUAA